Messenger RNA from Exophiala dermatitidis NIH/UT8656, 1200 nucleotides. RefSeq lists its product as uncharacterized. The record is from RefSeq and is a predicted model, not a curated record. The transcript has 2 exons. Lineage: Eukaryota; Fungi; Ascomycota; Eurotiomycetes; Chaetothyriales; Herpotrichiellaceae. The coding region runs from base 1 to 1200 and encodes 399 amino acids.
AUGGAAUCACCAACCCUCUCGCGCUCAUCAUCAUUCGCACCCGGCCCCCACCGCCGCCGCUCCCACCCGAACCUGCACCAUUUAUCUCUAGCACCCCUGACACCAAAAUACCCAAUCGACCCAGCCGACUACUCCGCCUACUUCGACCCGUCGACGGCAGAACUACACACGACGGCAUCAAUCAGCCAGAUUGCAAGCUUGCCUUCUCCAGGAGGGAUAUUGAGCAGCAGCGCCAACCACUCGGCGACGCAUUCGAGAGCGAGUUCAAGAACGAGACAAAAGCACAAGCCCAACCUCAAUCCCAGUGCCAACAGCAACACAAGACUCACAUUGUCUGUUCCACCAUCAUCUGCACAUCAUCAUGGUGACCAAGGUCACCACUACUACCGCGACCACCAACACAACUAUCACCCCCAUCACCUUCACCCAGGCACAAGUACACCGUCAGGAGCAUUGACCAGUGAAGGAUUCGGACACAAACAACAACAACAACAACAUCAAAACCAUGGCCUAAACAUCCACACGUCAGACCCCUCAUGGCUGAUCCAGACAGGAUUGACAUUAACCGAAGGCUCGCGCGAAAGUAAAGGCCAGUCGUGGAUAUUUAAACGCGACUCUUCGACCUCGUUACACACACCCGUCGAAGAGAGAGAUAGACUGCCGCUACGGUCGGGGAGAGCCACGCCGAGCAUCAGUCGGCGAAGCAGCCAGAGAAGAAGUGGGAGAUCACUAGCCAUGACACCGGCUCCCGUCACGCCAGUGAUGGACGAACCGGCUCCCGACUGGGCGGACGACCAAACUCAGGCCGAAAUCGCAGCUCAUAUCGAAAGCGAAUUCACCGACGAACUAGAUGAGGAUCCCUACGGACUACUGGAUUUCGAGGGCCAGUUUGAUAGUGAAGAUGAAGAGGACGUGAGGCAGGAAAUCUCAAAGUACCGCCUGGGAAGAUGGAUGGAUGGCAUUGUGGAUGUCUUCUUGCGUCUGGAAGAUUUCCCUGAAUCCUCCCAGCAUCAUCCUCCGGACUUGGAGGCUGCCAUUCCUUCCCCUGCCCCAGCACCCCCGGUUGUUUCUGCAAAAGACGAAGAUGCUGCUAGUGUCGCGUCUAUCACGUCCGUGGAACCUCCGCCCGAAAAGCCCAACGGUCUCUGGGACGAUGUAGCUUGGUUUGGACGUCUGAUAGCAAGGGCCGUGCGGUCAUAG